AAUAAAAGUCACAAUAAACAUUUAACAUUGCAGUCACUAUGUCAAUGCACAAUUAACAAAAGAAAAAAAUAUAUCAUUUUAAAUAUGAAUUCCAGUUUUUUGACAAUUCUUUAAAAAUAAACAUCUCGGCUUGUAUUUUUUUUUUCUAGCUAAUGUUGCAAAAAAUGCACUUGAAAAUCUUCCAAAAUUAUUCUUGAAUAAAAAAAAAUCUAUAUCAUUUGCAAAUUUUAUAAUUUAUUAAUAAAAAAAUUAGAUGAAAGUGUUUUUUUUUUUUCAAAAAACUGAAACAGGGCAUUUGUCUUUUAUCUCACUCAUAUUGCAUAAAAAAAAAAAAAAAAACAAUAUCUAUAUCCUAGUCUAUUGAUUAAGAAAUUUUGAUAAUUGCGCAUGCGUAUAAAUUUUUUCAACGAAAAUAAUCGGAUAAAGCCGAAAGUCGUGUUAAAAAAAUACGUCACAUGUAUUAGGCCGACAGUGAAUUCAGGUUUGCGCGGUCUCUUUCAGUCAUUUUCAGUGAACCCACAGUCUUUCUUGGGAACUCAAGUUGAACUGAAGGAUUUCGUGUUAAAUUGUUUAUUUUAAUAACUUUCCUGUUGUUUUUAUCAUAACAUAUACAUUAAGGACGAUGGCCUUGUUUCGUUUGACUGGAUCACGAUGCAUCGAGCUUCAGAAAUUGAGUUCACCAAUGGUACUUCGUCAAUUAUCUGAUGCAUCAACUGAUCUUAAAAAAGUACUUGCUGAAAAAAUUCCAAAAGAACAAGAACGUGUUAAGGAAUUUAGAAAAAAUCAUGGUUCAACAAAAGUUGGAGAAGUCACUGUUGAUAUGAUGUAUGGUGGUAUGCGUGGUAUCAAGGGUCUCGUUUGGGAACCAUCAGUACUUGAUGCUGAUGAAGGUAUUAGAUUCCGUGGUAAAUCAAUUCCUGAAUGUCAAAAAGUAUUGCCAAAAGCAUCUGGUGGUGCUGAGCCACUUCCUGAAGGUUUAUUUUGGCUAUUGAUAACUGGUGAAGUACCAACUGACGCACAAGUUAAAGCAAUAUCACAAGAAUGGGCUUCAAGAAGUUCACUUCCUGCUCAUGUUGUUAAAGCACUUAAUGAUUUUCCAAAAACUCUUCAUCCAAUGUCACAAUUUUCAGCAGCAAUAACAAUUCUUAAUAGUGAAAGUGAAUUUGUCAAGGCAUAUACUGGUGGUGUUCAUAAAUCAAAAUACUGGGAAACUGUAUAUGAAGAUUCAAUGAAUUUAAUUGCAAAAUUACCAGUUAUUGCAGCAACAAUUUAUAGAAAUGUUUAUAAAAAUGGUAAAGGUCUUGGUUCAGUUGACAGUGGCAAAGAUUGGUCAUGGAAUUUUUCAAAUAUGUUGGGUUAUGAAAAUCCAGAAUUUGUUGAACUUAUGAGACUUUAUUUGACAAUUCAUUCUGAUCAUGAAGGUGGAAAUGUAUCAGCUCAUACAACUCAUUUAGUUGGUUCAGCUUUAUCUGAUCCAUAUUUAUCAUUAGCUGCUGGUAUGAAUGGUCUUGCUGGACCACUUCAUGGUCUUGCUAAUCAAGAAGUACUUGUUUGGCUUGAAAAAUUACAAGCACAAGUUGGUCCAUCACCAAGUGAUGAAAAACUCAAAGAAUUUAUUUGGAAUACACUUAAAAGUGGACAAGUUGUGCCUGGUUAUGGUCAUGCUGUAUUGAGAAAAACUGAUCCACGUUAUACAUGCCAGAGAGAAUUUGCUAUGAAACAUUUACCAAAUGAUCCACUCUUCAAGCUUGUUUCUCAAGUUUAUAAAAUUGUUCCACCUGUACUUCUUGAACUUGGAAAAGUUAAAAAUCCAUGGCCAAAUGUUGAUGCUCAUUCUGGUGUUCUUCUUCAAUACUACGGAAUGAAAGAAAUGAAUUAUUACACAGUACUUUUUGGUGUAUCAAGAGCACUUGGUGUACUUUCAUCACUUGUAUGGGACAGAGCACUUGGUUUACCAAUUGAAAGACCAAAAUCUCUUAGCACUGAUCUUCUCAUGAAAGCUACAAAAGCUGCCUAAAUUAACAAAAAUUUAAUAGUAUCUACAUCAUUAUUACUACUAUUAUAAUUAAUAAUAUUAUUACCAUCAAAAUAGAAUUGGCCAAAAUCACACGACUCAUAUAUUUAUAAUAUACAUUUUUUUUUUUUUUUUUAUUUAAAAUUGUGAUUUAUAGUAUUUUCAUUCUAUUAAAUAUUUAAAAAAAAAAAAAAAGAAUUUGUAUUAAAAUAUAACAAAUUAACUUACCCGACUUAAUUGUGUGUAUUAUUAUUUUUCAAUACUUGAUAAUUGACAAUAUAGUAUAUAAUUUGUUAAAAAAAAAGAAAAAUUAUGCAACAGUAAAUUUAAUCACAUGAAAAUUAUUAUAAAUAUAUAAUCAGAAAAAUAAUUAAAUAACACACAAGGCUGUAAAUAAAUCGAGAAAAUAAAAAUAAUGAUAAAAAUAUAAUAUUAAAUUUUAUCAUUAUUUAUUAGAAAUUUCAUUAUAAUAAAUUGAAAAAAUAAAUAAAUAAAUAAUAAACUAGCAAUGAAUAGUUUUAGUUAAAAUAAAAGUAAUAAUUGUUGAUUGGAAAAAAAAAUAAAUAAAUAAUUAAAUCUGCGAAUGAGUUUACGAAUAUUUAAUGCUGUUACUAGUCUAAACAUUUUCUCAGCUCAUGUAGUAGUAAUUAGCAAAAUGAAAUGGAAAAGAAAAACCCUCAGUAAUUUAUUUUAUUUUUUUGUCAUUUUCGAAAUUUGUUAUUGCAGGAGUAUUGUUGCUAUUGUUGUUUUUUAUUUUCAAUCUCAUACAGUUUCGAAAAAGAAACAAACGAAAAAAAAGAGACGCCGAUCGUUUUGAGUAUGAAUGAGUGUAUGCAAUUAAUCUUAUUUAUUUAAUUUAUACACAAAUUAAAUAAUGAUAAUAAAUGAGUUCAAGUAAUAAUUACUUAUCAAUUAUUGAUUUAUUUUUAUUUCAUUAAUUUCACCGUUUUUUUUUUUUUGCACGACAUAUUUUUUAACAUUAAUUUAUGUAUAAUUUUCUUAAUAUUAACAAGCAAUAUCGCAGUUAUUUUAUCAUUCAAAUUAUUCAAAUAAUAAAAGUAAUUUACAGCAAAUGAGACCUUGAUCCAUUAUUAUUUUCAAAUUGAUAAAAAUAAAAUAAUACGAAGACAACCGUGGUUUUCAUGGAUGGUUUGUAUAUUUAAUUUGUUUUUUUAGCUGCGUAUUUUGGAAGGAUAGCCUGAUAUUUAUGAGCUAAAAAUUUAAACAAAAUUGUUUAAAUUAAUAACCACAAACUAAUUUAAUCCCUGGAAAAAAAAUUUAAACAAUUCUCGAUAUGUGAAAAUGAGUUAAUCAUCUUAUUUAAUAAACAAUAUUUUUUUUUUCUUUCUCAUAUUUUAUCGCAGCUAUAAUUAUAAAAUAAAAUAUUAACAAUAUUAUACUAAAAAAAAUAAUUCAAUUUAUUUCUUUAAACUUAUAAUAAUUGUCAACUUGUGAUUUUCAUUAUUUUUUUUCCACAAAAAAAAAAAAGAACUAUCAUCAGUCUCAUAACAACAAAAUGUUCGACUUUAUAAAAUUAUUAAUUAAUGUUAAUCAAUGUUAAUUAAUUAAACACUCAUUAAUAAUAACAGAAAAAAAAAACUAUUUUUUAAAAACAAGAAAGUCUUGUUUAAAUUCUCAUUGUAACACUCACACACCCUCUCAAAUUACAGCCAUACUAUUUUUUUUUUCUUUCAUAUUUUUUGUUAACAAUUUCUGUACAAGAUAAUUGAUUUAAAGUCGAUUAAUUAUUGUUACAAUGCCAUCAAUAUUACGUCAUGUUUUUUUGAUAUGACCAACAAUCCAUUCAAGUCCUUGAUAAAGUCUGAAAUAAUA
Messenger RNA from Aphidius gifuensis, 3847 nucleotides. It is a transcript of the gene kdn, whose product is annotated as probable citrate synthase 2, mitochondrial. Bases 623 to 2017 code for a protein of 464 amino acids. Gene Ontology annotation, biological process: tricarboxylic acid cycle; citrate metabolic process; carbohydrate metabolic process. Gene Ontology annotation, cellular component: mitochondrial matrix. Lineage: Eukaryota; Metazoa; Arthropoda; Insecta; Hymenoptera; Braconidae. The record is from RefSeq and is a predicted model, not a curated record. The transcript has 4 exons.